GGCGGUGGGACCCUGCAGGGUCCCCAAGGACGGGGGAAAGGAUCCUAUGGGGAAGGGGACAGGGACCCUGUGGUGGGUGCUGGCGUGGCAGGGGGGCACACAGACCCCCGUGGUGGGGUCAGGAACCCAGGGAGGGUGGUGAGACCUCCUGGAGGGAGGUAGGGACCCCAGGGAGGGCUUUGGGGCCCCAGAGAGGCAUCAGGGACCCCAUGGGAGGAUGCAGGGACUCCACAGGAAGGGCACAGACCCCAUGGGGGGCAUCAGGGACCCCAUGGGAGGGUGCCGGGACUCCACAGGAAGGGCACAGACCCCAUGGGGGGUAUCAGGGACCCUAUGGGUGGAUGCUGGGACACAGGGGGUGUUUUAGGGAGCCGAUGGAGGAUGUAUGGACCCUGGGGAGGGUGCUGGGCGCUGGGGUGGGGUCAGAAGGGGACCCCAAAGCUGCGGAUGCAGUGACCCCAUGGGGAAGGGGGGCUGUUCGCCGUCCCCCAGGUCUGGGGGCCCAUGGCAGAGCAGGACUGGGCGCUGGAGCCGGGCUGGCUGCUGUCCCCCGCCGGCCGCCCCUACCUGGACUCCAUCCUGCACAAGAACCAGCGGAGAACGUUCGGUCUGCUGGAGCGCCCGGCGCUGCCGCCCGCGCUGGCUGUCCCCACGGUCACCUACAAACUCUUCCUGGCGGGCAGGAGCGGCGUCGGCAAGACAGCGCUGGUGGCCUGGCUGGGGGGGACCCCCGUGCCCCCCGCCCACCACGAAACCCUGGGCAUCGAGGUCACCACGCUGUUCUGGCCGGCCAAGCCCCGCGGCAGCAGCCGCCCCGUCCUGUUCCAGCUGCAGCUCUGGGACUGCGGGGACGGAGCGCUCAGGAGGUUCGAGCACCUGCUGCCCGCCUGCAAGGAGGAGGCGGACGCCGCCCUGUUGCUGUUCUCCUUCACGGACCGCGCGUCCUUCGAGGAGCUGCCGGCGCUCAUGGGCCGCGUGCUGGGCCCCGAGGACAGCCACCUCGUCAGGGUGGUCGUGGGCACCAAGUAUCCUUUUGGGGGGUCCCCCAAAGUCACCCCGUGGCGGGGGGAUUGCACCCCCGGGGGCUCGUCGCGGGCGGGGCUGGCCCGGGUCGCCCCCGUCCUGGACGCCCUGGUGGAGGAGCUCUGGCGGCGCGACCAAGUGACCGCCGGGGUCACCCCGGGGGACACGGGGGACACCCGGACCUGAACCCCCUCUCGGGGAGGGUUUGGGGGGUGGGAGGGGUAAAAAGGUGCU
Passer montanus (Eurasian tree sparrow) is the source of this 1257-nucleotide messenger RNA. It is a transcript of the gene CPLANE2, whose product is annotated as ciliogenesis and planar polarity effector 2. The record is from RefSeq and is a predicted model, not a curated record. The transcript is spliced from 5 exons. The coding region runs from base 505 to 1209 and encodes 234 amino acids. NCBI's taxonomy places the organism in Eukaryota, Metazoa, Chordata, Aves, Passeriformes, Passeridae. Gene Ontology annotation, molecular function: GTPase activity; GTP binding.